ACUUGGGAUGAAACUUGCCCGAACCUGUUCCAGAACGGUGCCGCUGCAGGUUAUUUUCAUCCUUGCGGUUCGAACCGGGCCAGACGGUUAUGUAAGCCUCGUGGUUCUAGACCCAGAUCUCGGUGUCCAGAACCGCUGGCAGCGCUGCGGCUCAUCCCAUUAGCGGGUUAUUUUCGGAGCGUCGCUGAUUCUCCAGAACCUAAGCGGGUUACACACAGAGCUGUGACUUCUGCUCUGCGGUCACGGCAGCCCGGUUCUGCCGCUCUCUGGGUCCGCGGUACCGGAGCUGCUGCCAUGGGGAACCAUGGCUCCAACCUGGACGACAUCCUGGCCGAGGACAUGCACCACUGGUACAACAAGUUCAUGAAGGAGUCUCCGUCCGGACUCAUCACGCUGUUCGAGCUCAAAGCCAUCCUCAACCUGAAGGGCAUCACGGAGUACGCCAACAGCUACGUGGAGCAGGUCUUCUUCACCUUCGACAUGGACGGGGACGGCUACAUUGACUUUGUGGAGUACAUCGCGGCCAUCAGCCUGCUGCUGAAGGGAGAGAUCAACCAGAAGCUGAAGUGGUACUUCAAGCUGUUCGAUCAGGACGGGAACGGGAAGAUCGAUAAGGACGAGCUGGAGACCAUCUUCACGGCCAUCCAGGACAUCACCCGGAACAGGGACAUCGACCCGGAGGAGAUUGUGACACUCAUCUAUGAGAAGAUUGACGUGAAGGGUGAAGGUGAGCUGACACUGGAGGAGUUCAUCGACGGAGCCAAGGACCACCCAGACAUCAUGGACAUGCUGCGGAACCUAAUGGACCUGACGCCGGUUCUGGAGAUCAUCGUCAAAGGCCGCCAGCCCGCUGUUGAGAACUGACCAAUCGCUGCGGCCACUCCAAAUCGACCAAUCACACGCCAGACUCUGGGAGGACUCCUAAAAUCAACCCAUCCACACUAAUCAAACCCACAGAACUUUAAAUGGAGCCCAGCAGCCGUCCAGUUCUGACCCGACUCAGGAAUAUGUCUGGAUUUUCGGAAGCUGCUGCUGCGGAUCGGACUUUCCGCCAUGAUGGAUUUCAUAUGGCCGGAUGUUUUUACCUUUCACAAAAACAUUUCUGCACUCAUCUCUGAACAGUAUAUUUAGUUAAAAAAAAAUUAUCUUAAAAUAUUUUCAACAUUCCAGAUGUUCAGUAACUGAAGGUCCAAAAUUAAAAGUGUUUUUACAAUAUUUCUUAAAUAAUGAAAACAUUUAUCAACAACCACAAAUCAAAUAUACAAAUCUGCUUUUAAAAAAACAAACCAUUAAUUCUACAAUCAUAAAAUAUUAAGUCAAACCAUUUCCAUGUUUAGAAACUGAUCAGAGGAUAAAUUCUUUUUAGAGUCCGAUUUAUCUUGCGUAGCGUCAGAAGUUUAUCGGCAGGUCUGGAAUCAGUUUGUUAGCUCACCAACAGAAGCUAACUGCUGCGGCUGUCGCACACCUGAUUAACGUUUCCCAUUCAAGGUCACAAACAUGAAGUGAUGUUUCUGAACAAAAUGUUGAGUUCACUUUAACUCACAGAUAAUCGUGAAUUAUGACGGCUCAUUUUAAAGGCUAACGAGUUGCUAGCAAACAGCAUCAUCUGACUGUUUCAGAUUUGGUAUGUGAAUGUUGGCGACUGGGAGGUGAGCAGAGGGAAGUUCAGACUGAAACUGGAGCCUCAGCAGAGUCACUAGUGAAUGGUGCAUCAAGCAGGUGUCAAAGUCAAGGCCCGGGGGCCACAUCUGGCUCACCAUAGCUUUUUCUGAGGGACACAUGAACAGAACCUUCAGGAUAUUCAGGAUAACAGUUGUUAGCUUAAAUAGUCUCAUUUAAUCAAAGCAGUUUUAUCAGUUUACUGCCAGAUACUCUAGGUUUUUUUAUCUGCUGUCGUAGAAACUCCUGUCUAAUCAACAGAUUCCCAAAUGUUUUCAUGCUAAUGUAGAGUUAUGAGUUUACUGCAAAUUUUCCACAAGAACAGUUAAAACAUUAUAUUUAAGUGAUAUAUAAUAUCACUUAAAUAUAUAACAGCCUGACUUGAUGCUAUAAUUCAUGAUCGAUACAGCGAGAAACAAAGGGUCACAUUUACUGUCAAACAUGAGCACAAAUAUGGCUUAAUCUCUAAAUUAUUCUUUCUAAAUUAAUUUUGAUUGCAAAAAAAAAAAAAAAUCAUAAAAUUCUGGUGAAACUGAUCAAUGUCAGAACAGGGGACAAUAUUUCAUUUUAAGAACUUAUGGAUUGUAGACCGUUAUUUAUUAAUAUCAGUUUUUAGUGGGUUUCACAUAUUCAGGUUAUACAUCCAUGAUCUUUAUGCGACUCAGAGUGAAACUGAGUCCGACUCCCUGAUGCAGAGCAACACGUCUGUCCAGGUCAGAUGAUCCACCUCCUUUGCUUCUGCUGCUCCUCCUUAAAGCUCUAAAUAUUAAACAUGUCACCAAAAAACACCCAGAGUCUAAUUCAAACAUUUAAAGACACGGGAUAUCCUGAUACCUGCUGCUCUGAACCAGUGCAUGGAGUUCAGAGCAGAACCGGGUCAGAGCAGAACCGGGAUAUCAGAGUAAAACAGCGCAUUGUGCUGCUGUAGACAG
Molecule: messenger RNA, 2591 nt
Organism: Xiphophorus hellerii (green swordtail)
Lineage: Eukaryota; Metazoa; Chordata; Actinopteri; Cyprinodontiformes; Poeciliidae
Gene: guca1d
Product: guanylate cyclase activator 1d
Exons: 4
Coding region: 295-864 (189 amino acids)
Molecular function (GO): calcium sensitive guanylate cyclase activator activity; calcium ion binding
Source: RefSeq, a predicted model, not a curated record